CCGGCAGCCUUGACAUAAAUAUUGACCUGAUUCUUCCUCCUCCUCUAGAUUUGUGAGUAAAGAGGGAUGAGGGAAAAGAAACAAAACCACAGACGCAGCUUCAGACUCCUGCAUCCCAAAAGAAGCACCAGAUCAGCCAAAAAAGAAGAUGGGACCCCCAAGCCUCAUGCUGUGCUUGCUGUCCGCAACAGUGUUCUCCCUGCCGGGUGGAAGCUCAGCCUUCCUGUAGCACCACCGCCUGAAAGGCAGGUUUCAGAGGGACCGCAGGAACAUCUGCCCCAACAUCAUCCUAGUACUGAUGGACGACCAGGAUGCGGAGCUGGGUUCCAUGCAGGUGAUGAACAAGACCCGGCGCAUCAUGGAGCAGGGCGGGGCGCACUUCAUCAACGCCUUCGUGACCACGCCUAUGUGCUGCCCCUCGCGCUCCUCCAUCCUCACCGGCAAGUACGUCCAUAACCACAACACCUACACCAACAACGAGAACUGCUCCUCGCCCUCCUGGCAGGCGCAGCAUGAGAGCCGCACCUUCGCCGUGUACCUCAAUAGCACCGGCUACCGGACAGCCAGGGCCACUGCGGCCCAAAAAAGAGACCUGCCCAGAGGUGAGGUGUUUGUGGCAUAAUCAAAAUGGAAUGCAAGAUCAUGGGAACUCAGAGGGGGCGUGGAAAUCGUAUUCAUCAGACUGAAAGGAAGCUCACAUAUUCUGUGACAUUCUGAGGGCCAAGGGUGGGAGCUUAAGGCUAGUGUUCCAAAAUCUUAGAGACAACAUGAGAAAACAAACUAUCUGAAGAAUACACAUUCUCUAAAGUGGAUUUCCCAAACUUGUCCUUGAAUGUACGGAAGUCACCAAAAAGCUGUCUCCCUAAAGAAGUGCUUUUAUUCAACUAUGCUUCAUUAUUAUACCCUCAUGAAGACUGGGAGCAUAAUGUCAAGUGUAAAGAGCCAGACACAGAGAACAUUUAUAUGUUUGUAAAACUGGCACUGAGAAUUUUAUUCAUUAUGUUUAGAAUGCCACUCUGUACAAGGAAUCCCAUUCCAGCCUUACUUUCAGAACUCAGGAACCUGAAAACACCUGUUUAGUCUGAUGAACUGGUGUACUCCUGGUUAUUAAAUAAUA
Piliocolobus tephrosceles (Ugandan red Colobus) is the source of this 1117-nucleotide messenger RNA. RefSeq names its product extracellular sulfatase Sulf-2-like. The record is from RefSeq and is a predicted model, not a curated record. Gene Ontology annotation, molecular function: N-acetylglucosamine-6-sulfatase activity; glycosaminoglycan binding. Gene Ontology annotation, biological process: positive regulation of vascular endothelial growth factor production; glomerular basement membrane development; positive regulation of Wnt signaling pathway. The transcript is spliced from 3 exons. Lineage: Eukaryota; Metazoa; Chordata; Mammalia; Primates; Cercopithecidae. The coding region runs from base 299 to 622 and encodes 107 amino acids. Gene Ontology annotation, cellular component: plasma membrane; cell surface; endoplasmic reticulum.